Molecule: messenger RNA, 639 nt
Organism: Nematolebias whitei (Rio pearlfish)
Lineage: Eukaryota; Metazoa; Chordata; Actinopteri; Cyprinodontiformes; Rivulidae
Gene: rtn2b
Product: reticulon 2b
Exons: 7
Coding region: 1-639 (212 amino acids)
Source: RefSeq, a predicted model, not a curated record
AUGGCCUCCAAACUGAUGGACUUGGUGUACUGGAGGAACCUGAGGAGAACCGGCGUGGUCUUCACUGGCCUGGUGAUCGGUCUGGCCAGCCUCUUCCAGCUGAGCGUCAUCACCGUGUUUUCCCACAUCCUGCUGGGAGUCAUGUGCAUCACCUUCCCCCUCUGUUUUUACUACAAACUGCUGGAGCUGCUGCACUGGAGCCAUGGCUACCACCCCUUCCAGUCGUACCUGGACUACGACAGCUCUCUGACGGAUAAUGAGACAGUGAUGCUGGUGGAGGAGGCGGUGCUGAUGAUUGCAUUCGCUGUCUCAGAGCUCAAACGUCUGCUGUUCAUCGAAAGCAUCAUUGACUCCAUUAAGUUUGUUUUGUUCCUGUACCUGCUGACGUACAUCGGCACCGAAACGACCGGGCUGACUCUGGUCAUGGCUGCUGUGAUCGCUCUUUUCUCUCUUCCUCUGCUUUACAAAAAACAGCAGGUGCGGAUAAGGAGGGUUGUUAGGGCGGUCAAAGCUUUUGUAAAGAAACUCAAUGACCUGUUUGUCAGCUUGUAUGAAUCAGUGAGACCCCCUCCCAGCACUGCAUCCACCCCUAAACCUGCUCCACCUGCUGCCAUCAAACAGAAAGCCAAGUCGAAGUAA